CCGCACGCAUCCACCGGCUCCGGCCUCCGGCCUCCGGCUAUCCCAUUCCCAUGAGAGCCGUCGCGGCUGCCGCUUCUCCCUCCCGGCUCCGCGCCCUCCUCCUCCUCCUCUCCCCCCACCUCCCAGCUCGAACCCCGCGCCCCCGGUUCGCCAUGAACCCUUCGUCGUCCUCAUCCUCCUCCUCUGGCGGCUACCACUCCAGGGCCGCUGCCUUUGCUUCCCCGCAGCCGCGCGGCGGUGGCGGGAGGCGGCGCGGUGGUGGCGGUGGCGGCGGCCGCGGCGGUGGAGACGGGAGCGAGCGCAUCGACGCCCUCGGCCGCCUCCUGACGAGGGUGUUGCGGCACAUGGCGGCGGAGCUGCGCCUGGAUAUGAGGACCGAUGGAUACGUGCGCGUCCGUGACCUGCUCAAGCUUAACCUUCAGACCUUCGCCAAGGUCCCUCUCAAGUCUCACACAGUGGACGAGAUCAGGGAGGCAGUCAGGCGGGAUAAUAAGCAGAGGUUUAGUCUGCUGGAGGAAGAUGGCGAACUGUUGAUCCGGGCGAACCAGGGGCACACAGUAACAACUGUUACUUCAGAGAGCCUGCUGAAACCCAUUUUGUCCCCUGAUGAAGUGUCAGUUUGUGUGCAUGGAACUUACAGAAAGAAUCUUGACUCGAUUUUGCAAUCUGGGCUAAAGCGUAUGACAAGGUUACAUGUACAUUUCUCAAGUGGCUUACCGUUAGAUGGAGGAGUAAUUAGUGGUAUACGGCAGAAUGUAAACAUCUUGAUACAUUUGGAUGUUAGUAAGGCACUUAAAGAUGGGAUGAAGCUUUAUAUUUCAGACAACAAAGUGAUCUUGACAGAAGGUUUUGAUGGCGUCGUCCCUGUGAAAUACUUUGAAAGAAUCGAAACAUGGCCAGGACGAGCUCCAAUACCGUUCCAAAGAUAACAGCCCACGGUGGCAGCAAUGUAGAUUCAGCGUUGCUGCUUCAUACAUACUGAAAAUUUGAUUUGUCGUGCUGUAAUCUCAGCAGUUGCGUACAGUGUUUGCUCCGUUAUGUAAUUGAUGAUUUCUGGACUCUGUAAAAAGCUGUGGUACCCAGCAUCCAGCAGAUUCUGGUGUAGUACAUGUAUGGUCACAGACUGCACUUGUCAAGGCCUCUCCAAUCUGAAAGUGAGGUUCUUUCAGACAAGACGCCUUCGAAAUCAAAGAGCACUAGUAGUGCAUUAUGGUGGUA
Molecule: messenger RNA, 1218 nt
Organism: Sorghum bicolor (sorghum)
Lineage: Eukaryota; Viridiplantae; Streptophyta; Magnoliopsida; Poales; Poaceae
Product: tRNA 2'-phosphotransferase 1
Exons: 7
Coding region: 51-929 (292 amino acids)
Biological process (GO): tRNA splicing, via endonucleolytic cleavage and ligation
Molecular function (GO): tRNA 2'-phosphotransferase activity
Source: RefSeq, a predicted model, not a curated record